Molecule: messenger RNA, 2452 nt
Organism: Bradysia coprophila
Lineage: Eukaryota; Metazoa; Arthropoda; Insecta; Diptera; Sciaridae
Gene: RhoGAP71E
Product: Rho GTPase activating protein at 71E
Biological process (GO): signal transduction
Molecular function (GO): GTPase activator activity
Source: RefSeq, a predicted model, not a curated record
UCGCAGUGUAGUUGUCAAAGUAUUCAAAGGAGUAUCCGAGAGUGUUCAGAGUUUGUGAUUUCGGUCUCCAAUAUAGGAGGAAAUAUGUUGUCCAUGUAUCAAUAAACAUUCCAUUUAUCGGAAUGAAUUAUCAGCAUAAUUGGGGAGUAGUUGCAGUGUUCGAUUAAAUAUAUAUUUUAGUGGAAAGAAGAACAAAACAUUUUUUUUUGACGCGAAAUAUUGUGAAGAUUUUUUUUUGUGUGUGUGUUGUUUUUCCAACAUGUUUUUAUGUUUUUCUGCUCGUCCUUGUACUUUGCAGAAUUUAGUGUUAACUGUAAAUUAACUCAAACAGUAUUGAUGAUAGCAUUUUGAGCAAAAUAAAAAUGAGUUCCUGGGGCACAAAUUGGACGCAACGAAUACAGAAUGUGGGCAGUGUCGUUACAUCGUGCACCCACAAUUCGGGUCCGUAUCCGCACCGUUUGGAAAAAGUGAAAUUUGGCGUUUCUCUGGCCGAGGUGUGCAAGAACGAUAUUCCAGGACCGUUGCUCGUUCUCAUUUUGAAAAUAAACAAAGAGGCCCCGCAACGAAAAGAUGUGUUCCGGGCGCCGGGCAAUCAGAAUGCAAUGAAAAAGCUCAUUCAUUUCUUACAAGCUGGCCGACUGGUGAAUGUGUCCAAUUAUUCUGUUUACACGAUUGCGAGUGUGUUGAAAAAAUUUCUACGAAAAAUUCCUGGUGGCAUUUUCGGACGGGAUGGUGAGGCAGAACUCUUUGACAUAAUUCAAAUCGAUGAUCAAUUGGAUCAACAGGAGAGAAUUCAUAGACUUAUUAUUUCACUGCCAGUUUACACACAACGUUUACUGGUACUUCUUUUCGGUACAUUUCGUGUAAUUGCUAGCAAUUCCGAUCGUGGCCAAACGGGGAUGACAAGCGAGGCACUUGGUGUGUCAGUGGCCCCAAGUUUCUUUCAAAGCUGUGUAAGCGAUGGCAAAAAUGCGCGGAUGGAAGACGUUCUACGUUUUAAGGCGGAAGUUAAUGUGGCGACACAAAUCAUGAAGCAAAUGAUUGAUCAAUUUGCUGUCUACGACCUGUUCGGUCGAGACAACUACGAGUAUUAUGCUCGAGUUACCGGGCGCGUGUUGCGAGUUCAAGACGAAUGGAUCUGUAGUUUCCGAUAUCCCAUACCACCGAGAGGCAAGUCGGCUCAACAAAACUAUGCAUUGAAACUGUCUUUAGAAGCAGAAAAGACAUGGCUACAAUGUGAAUGUGAUCGAUGGAGGCUAUCUGAAGAAUCUCAAUCAACACCAGCUCUAUUGACUGGAGCUGACUCUAAUAUUGGAUGUAGUGCAAUUUCGCUGGGUAUGAUUCCUGAACACAACACGUUAUUGGAAUCAUGCGCUCGUUUGUCGGUGUCUCUGGAAGGGCCGAGCUUGUUCGCCACACAAUCCAAUCAAUCUCACAGUUCAUCAUCGCAUUCGUCGCAUUCCAGUCAGCACAUGACAAUGGACGAAUUGCGUGCGGUCAACCGGUACGCCGAGAGUACGAAAAGUCUCUCGUAUUUGCCGCAGGUGCAUGAACGACAAGUGGCUCGUAUGCGAAAUCGAUCUGAGUGGUUUUUAUCUGGUGUUGAUCGUGUAGACUCCCUGGAUAUUAGCAACGAUAUGCAUUUGAGACCCCCAAUUGGUCAUCCUGGAAUGGGAACAUACCGCAGUCAAGAUGAUCUAACACGUUACCUUGGCAACAUUGGCUUAAUCAGCACCAGUGCCGAAUCAGUCCAUCAAGCCAAACGACCCAGUCGACGUAUACAAAUCGCUCGACAUCAUCCACACCGUUCGUCUUCACGUCGUAAUAAGGAAAAUGGCUCACGUUCCAAUAGUUUUAGAAAUAAUAAAUUGAGCAACAACAACGAUGACGAUGGACGCAGUCGCAAGGCCCGUGCUGUAUCCUUUGACCAACCACCACCCAUAGUUAUUGUUACAACUCACCAGGAAUGGUGCAAAUAUUCCAUAUCGGUCGACGACAUGGACGAUCAACCAAAUAUUACAAGUAUUACAGACUGUGUCGAUGGCAAUGAACUGAUGGACACUAGUCCGCCCAUUGAACAACAUCACUUAAAUCACUUUAAACCGCCAAGAGUAUGACUGUGAAAUUAUUUUUUUACACUUUUUUCUCCAUUUUUUUUAUUAUUUUUUAAAUUAAUUACCUAAUUAAAAUAAAUGUAAUUCUAAUUGUAAUUUGUAAAUGUAAUAAAUAUGUCAAAAGAAAACUAUUGGAAAACAGUAAUAUCAAUAUAGAUGUUGUUGUUGUCGUCAAGAUAUAAUUCGAAUAUUUGGAAAAAUUAUAAUAAAAAAAAUAGAUAAAAACCAAAAAAGGACAAAAAAACAAUUUGAAUUAAUUUAUUCUAACAGAUUUACAGACUUUUAUGACACACAUUAUGUUUUCUAAUUAAAUAAAUUGUAAUUCGAUAACCAAAAAA